CGCUUGGAAAAGCCAUCAAAGGAAAGUCGAGUGGGCAGCCAUUGAAGGUGUGGAGGUGCGGCCAAAUGGAACUUGUGGAUGCGUUUUCUCGCGGCAGCGUCAUCUCAGAUUCCGAAUGACACGCUCACAGCCACUACAGUGUCGCGUCCUGUCGUCUUCUCUCCCGUAUCCGGAGUCGCCAUCCAAGUCUCUGCUGCGCUGCUACAGCUCGUGAGCACUACCACUGUUGCUGCUGCUUCUUCUGCUGCAUCAACAACACAGGCCCAUUCAAUCAGGAAGGGCAAUUGGGGAGCCAAAUUUAGUUUCAAGCCCACGUACUGUUCCAAUCCUUUGGUGUUCAAGGCGAUGGUGCCGUUGUCGACGUCUCGUGCCGGGGCGGGGCCGGGGAGUGCUUCUCUGACGGUGAGGAGCUCUUUGAUCGAGCCGGACGGCGGUUCGCUGGUGGAUCUGGUGGUUCCAGAGGCGAAAAGGGGUUUGAAAAUGUCAGAGGCGGAGGCAUUGCCGAGAGUGAGGCUUACCGCCGUCGAUCUCGAGUGGGUGCACGUGUUGAGCGAGGGUUGGGCGAGUCCGCUGAAGGGGUUCAUGAGGGAGGACGAGUAUCUGCAGAGUUUGCAUUUCAAUUGCUUGAGGACGAAGGAUGGGAGCCUCGUCAACAUGUCGCUGCCGAUUGUGUUGGCCAUUGAUGAUGAGGAUAAGGCCAGAAUUGGGGGUUCUGAUAGCGUGGCUUUGUCUGGGCCUGAUGGUGAUUUGGUAGCCAUUCUUAGCAGGAUCGAAAUAUACAAUCACAACAAGGAAGAAAGAAUUGCUAGAACAUGGGGAACCAUAGCUCCAGGGUUACCAUAUGUGGAGGAGGUAAUUACACCAGCUGGUAAUUGGCUAAUUGGCGGGGAUCUGGAAGUGCUGAAGCCCAUCAAAUACAAUGAUGGCCUCGACCACUACAGGCUCUCUCCACAGCAGCUGCGCAAAGAAUUCGAUAAACGCCAGGCAGAUGCAGUCUUUGCUUUCCAGCUGAGAAACCCAGUGCACAAUGGCCACGCCUUGCUCAUGAAUGAUACUCGCAGGAGACUUCUGGAAAUGGGUUUCAAGAAUCCAAUUCUUCUGCUCCAUCCUCUAGGAGGUUUCAUAAAGGCUGACGAUGUCCCACUUGAUGUUCGGAUGGAGCAACACAGCAAGGUAUUGGAAGACGGUGUUCUUGAUCCGGAAACAACCAUUGUGGCGAUUUUUCCCUCGCCUAUGCAUUAUGCGGGACCGACUGAAGUCCAGUGGCAUGCAAAGGCGCGUAUAAAUGCAGGUGCUAAUUUCUACAUUGUGGGGCGCGAUCCAGCUGGGAUGGGUCACCCAACGGAGAAGAGGGACCUGUACAAUCCGGAUCACGGCAAGAAGGUGCUAAGCAUGGCGCCGGGUCUUGAGAAGUUGAACAUUUUGCCAUUCAGAGUUGCUGCCUACGACACUACUGUAAAUAAGAUGGCAUUUUUUGAUCCAUCUCGUGCUAAAGAUUUUCUCUUUAUCUCCGGCACCAAGAUGCGAGCUUAUGCAAGAAGUGGCGAAAAUCCUCCGGAUGGUUUCAUGUGUCCUAGUGGAUGGGAUGUCUUGGUUAGAUACUAUAAGAGCUUGCAAGCCGAGGAUUCCGGGCAGAAACAAGCUGUGCCUGCAUAAGAGUGGAUCUUUUUUGUAAUGGAGUAUAUAAUAAGGUUGAGUUUCCAUGAAAACUUUAUCCAAAACUUGGGACGGGAUCGCAGUUGUCGUAAACUGAAGCUUUCCCCUUUUAUAGAUGAAAAUAUGGAACAAAGUGCACAUUUUAUUAUGUUGAUUAGUUCAGGCCUGAACGAGCUGAUGUUUUUUUAAUUCUUGUCGUACGGGUGGAAUUAUUCACCAAACUAAUGGUAUGAAAUUUGUCAUGUUUUGUUCACGUUGCUCUUUUAUGUAAUUUCGUGUUAGUACCUCAAUAUGACUGGAAAAAAUUCUAUUGU
Messenger RNA from Andrographis paniculata, 1970 nucleotides. RefSeq names its product ATP sulfurylase 2. Bases 79 to 1656 code for a protein of 525 amino acids. The record is from RefSeq and is a predicted model, not a curated record. The transcript has 6 exons. NCBI's taxonomy places the organism in Eukaryota, Viridiplantae, Streptophyta, Magnoliopsida, Lamiales, Acanthaceae. Gene Ontology annotation, molecular function: adenylylsulfate kinase activity; sulfate adenylyltransferase (ATP) activity. Gene Ontology annotation, biological process: sulfate assimilation.